GAUUGUGCGCAACCUCCACGCGACGCAGCCGCAGAUGUCCGCGGCCGCGAUCGCCGAGGCCACGGAGGUCACCGAGGAGACGGUGCGGCACGUCCUGGCGAACCACCGGCUGCUGCCGCUUGCCUUGAACUUCGCCGCCCGUUUCCUCGUCCGCCGGGCGGAGGAGGAUUCGCUCCGCGUGGAGCUGCUGCGGCAUGCGCCCGGCGCCCACGCUGGCGUGCAGGAGGUGGUUGCCUGCCUGGACUUCCCGGUGUCCCGCCUGCUGACGGCGGAGGGCAUGAGGGUCUCCGACGAGUUCACCUUUGCACCCGCGGCGCGGCUGCCCGGCCCCGCGCGGGGCGCGCCGGGCGGGGCGCCCUCCAGGGAGCUGGCCGGCCGUGCGAGGGGCGUCAG
Molecule: messenger RNA, 393 nt
Organism: Prorocentrum cordatum
Lineage: Eukaryota; Dinophyceae; Prorocentrales; Prorocentraceae
Source: the annotation of a GenBank genome assembly